AUGGCGAGCGCCCUUUUCAAUCGGCUUUUGGCGCCAACGCUGCGCAGGGCGCAGUUUGUCGCACCUUUUUCUCCCAUCUCGAUCCUCGCCAGGCCGGCCUUCCAAGUCAGGGCUUUCUCCUCAACACCUGUUCACAAUGCGACGAUAGGGCAGGUCCUGCGGGGCUGCCGCAAAGGCAAGCGCGCUCGUCACGCCGUCUCUCCCGCUCUCGCGGAUGUCGAAGCCCCGGCUCUCAAGGGCGUAUGCAUCAAGGUCGGCAUUGUGCGUCCAAAGAAGCCCAACUCGGGCCAACGCAAGACGGCUCGUGUGCGUCUCUCGAACGGUCGACAGGUUACCGCCUACAUCUCUGGUGAAGGACACAACAUUCAGCAGCACAGCGUUGUUCUCGUGCGCGGCGGAAGAAGUCAGGAUUGCCCGGGUGUGCGAUACCACCUCGUUCGUGGCGCAUUGGACCUUGGAGGCGUUGCAAACCGUGUCAGUAGUCGCAGUAAGUACGGCACGGCUAGGCCAAAGAAGGCUGUUGUGGGUUGA
This is a messenger RNA of Verticillium alfalfae VaMs.102, 531 nucleotides long. RefSeq names its product putative mitochondrial 37S ribosomal protein MRPS12. Gene Ontology annotation, cellular component: ribosome; small ribosomal subunit. Gene Ontology annotation, molecular function: structural constituent of ribosome. The transcript is spliced from 2 exons. Bases 1 to 531 code for a protein of 176 amino acids. The record is from RefSeq and is a predicted model, not a curated record. Lineage: Eukaryota; Fungi; Ascomycota; Sordariomycetes; Glomerellales; Plectosphaerellaceae. Gene Ontology annotation, biological process: translation.